Messenger RNA from Daucus carota subsp. sativus, 2431 nucleotides. RefSeq lists its product as uncharacterized. The record is from RefSeq and is a predicted model, not a curated record. Lineage: Eukaryota; Viridiplantae; Streptophyta; Magnoliopsida; Apiales; Apiaceae. Bases 496 to 2226 code for a protein of 576 amino acids. Gene Ontology annotation, biological process: chromatin remodeling. Gene Ontology annotation, cellular component: Ino80 complex. The transcript is spliced from 8 exons.
ACGAGAAGAAGAGGGAAACAAAAAUUAAAAUCAAAAAUCGAAAAAGGAAAGCAGCGACUCUCGAGCGAGUCACUCCGAGUCGACUCAGUGAGUCGAAAUCACAAAAAUUAACGGACGGGAUAAACAAAAAUACAAUGAAGAAGAUUGUCCGUAGUAGUCGUAGUAGAAGUACAAGUCUUCGUUUUAUCACACCUAUACAUACACCUAUACGUACAACUAUUUUAGAAACCCUAGCUUUGAUUUACAAACACCUUUUUUUAUAUACACACAAAAUUAGAUAUAAGUAUAUAUUAAUUGAUCAUGAUUUUCGAGAUCGGUUAUUUUUAUUGAAGUUUUUUUGGUGAUUUUCGCGGGAAAAUUGAGGUUCGUGUGUGGUUGUUUGGGGAGAUUGAGGCUCGGAGAGGCGCGAUCGAGGAGAAGCCUUUUCAAACCCACCUGGGGGUUUUGUUACUUGUCAUAUGAUCGCUCUUGGUGGACUUUAAUAUCAUUGUUACGAUGGAUGAGUCUGGUGCUCGGUUUGAAGGUAUUGCAAGCACUGCAAGGAAAAAGAGAAGCCAAACUUCUCGUCGACCUAAGCCUGAAUCACAACCAUUAGCGGAGGGUCGUAAUAAGUCAACUUUAUUGGCACAACAGCUUCCAGAUGAUAAAGCCAAAAUCUCCAGUGAUGAGAAGUCUGGUUAUGGUGGUAGCUCAAAGAGAAAGAAAGUGUUUAACCUUAAUCUAUGUGCUUCACGGGAUUCUUCAGUUACUAAAGAUGAAGGUGAGCAUGCUCAUAAGAAGUUGAAAAAAGAUAGUGGUUCAAGUACAUUGCAUAACAACAGUGGUUUGAAAGUUGAUAAUGAGAAGGGAGGUGGUUCGAACCAAAAUCAUCAUAAUGGUGGUCUUGCCUCUAGUAGGAACUCAGGAUCGCUUGGUGAUGCAAAGGAGGGUAAGUUAAAAAAGGUUAAGCUAAAGGUUGGUGGUGUGACACGCACCAUUCAGACAAAGCCCACUUCUCAUGCUACGAAGCCCACUUCUCAUGCUACGAAGCCCACUUCUCACUCUGCAUCGGGCAAUGGAUCUUCUACAAAGAGUGCUAAAACAUCGACUGCUCCUAGGCCACGGCCAAAACUAAUUCUCCAGGACGAUUCUGAUGAAGACAAUUCUCCACCUCUAGACAAAAAAUCAGGCUUGCAAGGAACCCCGUGUAAGGAUUUCUCAAACGGGGACAAUAAUCACAGUAAAGAGGAAAUUACUAGCGGUCAGAUGUCUGGGAGAAAUGGCUCCAGAAAGCAAGCAGAAAGGUCGGACCGGGUUCGCAAGAGUAGGAGGAUGCCAAAGAAACGUGAUUUAAAUGGAGAAUCUGAUGAUGAGGACGAUGAUGAGAUCCGGUACCUGGAGAAACUCCGAACUUCUAAAGUUGCAGCUGGGUACAAAGAUGCUGGGGAAGAAUCUGGCAUCAAACAACGAAGUCUAUCUAGGGAUUUAAGAGGUGGGAAUGUCAAAGAUUUUGGUCCUUCAAAGUUAGGCAAAGAUGGUAAGAAGGCCAAAUCAGAGAGAGGUUCACAGGACACAGAUUAUGAAGAGGAGGAAGAAGUAAUGUCUGAAGGGGAGCCUGAAGCUAAAAAGAAGUUAGCAAAGGAUGUUACUGAUUCUCCAGCUGAAGGUAGAAAGGAAAUAGCUCUUACAACUCGUCAACGAGCUCUUCUGUCCGGCAAAGAUGCUUCUUCCGUGUCAAUUGAGUUUCCAAAUGGUUUACCACCACCUCCACCUCGAAAACAAAAGGAGAAACUGACGGAAGUGGAGCAGCAGCUGAAGAAAGCUGAGGCUGCUGAGAGGCGUAAAUUGCAGAAUGAGAAGGCGGCUCGUGAGUCAGAGGCUGAGGCAAUCAGAAAAAUACUUGGUCAAGAUUCUAGUAGAAAGAAGCGAGAAGAUAAAAUAAAGAAGCGUCAGGAAGAGUUGGCUGAGGAGAGGGCUGCUAAUGCACGAACGCUUCCUCCGAAUACUAUUAGAUGUGUUAUGGGCCCUACCGGAACCACAGUCACCUUUUCAGAGGACAUGGGUUUACCUUGCAUCUUUGACACUAGAACCUGCAGUUAUCCACCUCCGCGUGAAAAAUGUGCUGGUCCAUCUUGUAACAACCCCUACAAGUAUCGAGAUUCAGCGACAAAAGCUCCUCUUUGCAGUCUUCAGUGCUACAAGGCAAUUCAUGAAAAGAUGGAUGGUGGCAACAGUAGUGGCAGUUGACAGUAUUUGUAUUAGUCUCUUCUGUUCUAUGCAUGCAGGUAUUCCUGCACAAUUGUCUAAGAGCAUAUAGAUUUUGAUGAUUUUUUGGUAAUUACCAUAGCUGAUGAUGUUAGGAGAUGGGAAUGUUGAAAUCCAUCAAGCACUUUUGUGGAAUUUAAAACUCUUUUUUUUUUCCUAUAAAAAUAUUUAGAUCAUUAUCGAACAA